UUUCGCGAAAACAAAACAGAGGGCGGAGAAACUCAAGAGUGACGUUUGUUUAUUUCAAAAGUGCAAGUGUUUUAUUGUUGCAUUUUAUUAGAAAAAUCUAAAUUUUUGCAUUCAUCGUCAUGGUGGAUUACAGCAAGUGGAAGAAUAUUGAGAUUUCUGAUGAUGAAGAUGAGACUCAUCCAAACAUCGACACACCUUCACUGUUCCGUUGGAGGCAUCAGGCCAGAGUUGAACGCAUGGAAGAAAUGAAGAAAGAAGCGGAAGAAAUUAAGAAGAAAAAAGAGGAAACUCAGCGAAAGGUGUCACAAGCCAAAGAGAAGUUGGCGGAAGCUGAGAAGGCUGGAGAUGCGAAUUUGAAGGAACUUAAAGAUUCUCUAGCAGCGUUGGAGAAGGAAGUGGAAGCGAUCAGGAAGAAACAGGAAGAACAUGAGAAGAAAGAAAAAAUGGCUCCUUGGAACGUGGACACAAUUAGUCAACCAGGUUUUGCAAAGACUGUUAUUAAUAAGAAAGCUCCUAGACCGAAGGAUGAACAAUUAACAGAUGAAGAAAAAGAAAGUCGCAUGAAAAAUUUUGUUAAAGAAAAUGAGAAGAAUUUAAAACAUUUUGGCAUGUUGAGACGUUAUGAGGACUCUCGUGCAUUUCUCAGGGAACAUCUAGAAUUGGUUUGUGAAGAUACAGCUAAUUAUCUUGUUAUAUGGUGCAUCAAUUUAGAAAUGGAAGAGAAACAUGACCUAAUGGAACAUGUAGCCCAUCAGACCAUCUGCAUGCAGUACAUUCUGGAAUUAGCCAAACAAUUAGAUUAUGACCCUCGUGGAUGCGUGGACCCAUUCUUCUCAAAAAUACAAAUAGCUGAUCCUUCGUACAAAAAAUCGUUUGAUGAUGAAUUAGACCAGUUUAAAGACAGAAUUAGACGACGUGCAGCUGAAAAAAUUGAAGAAGCCAUAAAAGAAGCUGAGGAGGAAGAGAGAAAAGCAAGAAUAGGGCCAGGAGGCUUAGAUCAGCUUGAGGUUUUAGAAAGUCUUCCAGAAAAAUUAAGGAAAUGUUUUGAAACACAAGACAUUCAAAUGUUGCAAGACACAAUAAAGGAAAUGGAUGAAGAAGAAGCCAAUUAUCACAUGAAGAGAUGUGUUGCUGCUGGACUUUGGAUUCCUGAUGCCAAAAAGAAAGAAGCUGAAGCUGUAGGUGAAGAUGAGGCUGGAACUUCUGAUGAGCAGUCAAAACCCUAAAAUCACUUGCUUUACAAUUUUUGUUAUUUAGCCUUUAUUUCCUAAGAAUGCAAAUUUAUUGUAUUAAUUUAUUAGGAAUGCUUGAAGAUGAUUAAAUUUCUUUACAAAAAGUA
Messenger RNA from Tribolium madens (black flour beetle), 1339 nucleotides. RefSeq names its product hsp90 co-chaperone Cdc37 (gene Cdc37). Gene Ontology annotation, cellular component: cytoplasm. The record is from RefSeq and is a predicted model, not a curated record. Gene Ontology annotation, molecular function: protein-folding chaperone binding; protein kinase binding; heat shock protein binding. The transcript is spliced from 4 exons. NCBI's taxonomy places the organism in Eukaryota, Metazoa, Arthropoda, Insecta, Coleoptera, Tenebrionidae. Gene Ontology annotation, biological process: protein stabilization; protein folding. Bases 120 to 1226 code for a protein of 368 amino acids.